Messenger RNA from Hibiscus syriacus, 1042 nucleotides. RefSeq names its product plasmodesmata-located protein 2-like. Gene Ontology annotation, cellular component: plasmodesma. The record is from RefSeq and is a predicted model, not a curated record. Gene Ontology annotation, biological process: plasmodesmata-mediated intercellular transport; transport of virus in multicellular host. The transcript has 2 exons. Bases 106 to 1029 code for a protein of 307 amino acids. Lineage: Eukaryota; Viridiplantae; Streptophyta; Magnoliopsida; Malvales; Malvaceae.
CAUCAAAGGCUUCAAACUUUGUUAUUCGUUUAAUGAUCAGCUAAAAACCCACUGAUUAUCCUACAAUAAAGAUUGAUUUGAUCCAAAUAAUCCACCCCAAAAAAAAUGGGUUUUUGUUUCUCUUCAAGACCCUUCUUCUUCCUUCUCAUUUCAUCCCUUGUUUUGUUUCCAAAUCUCGAGCUUUCUCCAAUGGCGGAAUCUGGUUCAGAGAUAACAACUCUGGUCUACAAAGGAUGUGCAAAGCAGGCAUUCACGGAUCCAGCCGGGCUAUAUUCCCAGGCUCUUUCGGCUAUGUUUCAGACGUUGGUUUCACAGUCCAUGAAGCUUAAGUUCUACAAGACAACGACAGGGACAGCUCAAACCACCAUUAAUGGUCUGUUCCAGUGUAGGGGAGACCUGAGCAGCAACGAAUGCUACAGCUGUGUCAGUCGGCUCUCGAGUUUAUCCGACAAACUCUGUGGCAGCAGAACCAUUGGUUCAAGGAUCCAACUUCAUGGCUGCUACAUGUUGUACGAGGUUGCUGGCUUUGCGCAGAUUUCAGGCAUGCAAAUGCUGUUCAAAACUUGUGGUGCCGGUGGUGCCGCCGCUAACGGCGGUGGAAAUGGAUUUGAAGAGAAAAGGGACACUGCAUUUUCGUUCCUGGAAAAUGGGGUUGUCACCAACCAUGGAUUCUUCGCCAUGAAUUACCAAUCCGUUUAUGUUUUGGGGCAGUGCGAAGGUGAUGUUGGUGAUUCAGAUUGUGGUAAUUGCAUUAAGAGUGCAGUCCAAAGGGCUAAAAUCGAAUGCGUCACAUCGAAGUCGGGUCAAAUUUAUCUGCAUAAGUGCUUCAUUACCUAUGCUUAUUAUGCCAAUGGUUUGCCUAAAAGAUUACCUUCGUCUUCGUUUUCAUCUUCUUCGUCAGGCCAAAACUCUGGGAAAACAGUGGCUAUAAUCUUGGGGGGAGGAGUUGGAAUUGGAUUUGCUGUUAUUUUGUUGAUGUUUGCCAGAAAUUCUAUGAAGAAACGUGUUGGUAAAUCCCAUUUCAUAUGAGCAAAAAUCUCCA